AUGAUGAAGAACAAGAGAGGGUACGCGUGGGCAAUAUCAGCUGGGCUCAACGCUGCCUUAGCUGCCAUAUCCGCCAAGCUUUUUACCUCUGAGAUUAUCAGAUAUGGUUUGGUACUACUCUUCAACCUCACAAUGUGGGCAUCUUAUGUCAACAGCCUUAGAUCCCUCUCUUCUCUUCAAGCUACAGUCACCAAUUUCGCUACCAACUUCCUCACAUCUGGCCUUGCCGGGUACUUUUUGUUUGAAGAGCCAUUGUCAAUUCAGUGGUUUUCUGGUGCUUUGCUUAUCGUAGUUGGGGUUCUCAUCCUUAGUAAAUCAAGUAUUCACAACAACAAGGCCUUGAAGACAGAGUAAAGCUUAGCUAAGUGUAAAUCUCUUUCUUUCUAUCUUUUCUAAACUGAAUAUUAGACUUUGUUGACAAUGGAUAAUGAUUCUAUAUAAAUCUGCCAUUGCAAUUUAUUCAUUUGUGUUAUUGUUGGGGGAAUUCUUACUGUUUGAUAUGUAUGCAGUAUUGGGAUUAUAUCAUAUGCCUUUACAAAAUUGUAGUAA
Molecule: messenger RNA, 549 nt
Organism: Cannabis sativa
Lineage: Eukaryota; Viridiplantae; Streptophyta; Magnoliopsida; Rosales; Cannabaceae
Exons: 1
Coding region: 1-354 (117 amino acids)
Source: RefSeq, a predicted model, not a curated record